CUGGGCGCCACAGCCAAUCAAACGUAGCGUUCGCAAGCAGCUGAUCGGUGUGUCCUUACUAUUGGCACGUCAAAAUUUUUCUCGUUAUUUUUCUUCGCCCACGCUGAAAAUCAUGUCAGGACAAUGGGAAAUCGUCAAAGCGAAAAAUGACAGACGCAGCAAAGUCCCAGUACCGAAAGCGAACAACAAACAGCCGGAUGGCAAAGCGAAAAAGACGAACAUUUUGAAUGGAAUUCAGCUGGAGGAUGUUUUGCCAAAAUCCCAAAUGCAAAACCUCUACUCAGUGAAAACGAGCGCGUCCAAAGACACAAAGCCCGCGGCAAAGACCAAGCAAAAAGGGGAGAAAAAGCCGAAUAAAUCGUCCCCUGAGCCCCCGAAGCCCAAACUGCCCAAGUCCAUUGAAGCCGCGCUGCUUGCAAUUAGCCCUGAGCAGUUCAGCAUAGAGUAUGAGGAGUCCAAGCGCUCAUUUCCAGACGCCCCGAUCAUUUGGCUCAAGCAACUCACCCAUUUUCUCAACCAAAAGAUCCCUCUGGAUGUGAAGAAUCCAGUUUUCUCCAAUAAACCCAGCGGGUUUCCUUUGAAUGUGAUGCCUUCAGCAUUGAGGGCAACGAUCGAGAAAGCUGUAACGGCAGCGGGAAAAAGCAACGCCCAGCUCUACUUCAACAUAGCGCUCACCUCACUGGUGACUGACCUGAGCAAAGGAUUGGCCACCAUGGGUUAUCGCUUUUUCCUGCAAUACAUCGCCCUAAACGAGCCGAAACUCGUAACGGAAACACUGGCAAAGUGCGUGGCACUGCGAAACUCCUACCAAAACCGUUCUAACAUUGCCUUGUCCAUCCUCUGGGCUGUUGGACAUGUAGGCGUGCAUGAUUUGCAGUCUGGCCUCAAAGUUUUUGAGGAACUGAUGCUGCCCCUGUUGGACAUGAAAAGCUAUACGCAUUACGUAGUGCAGUAUCUAGUGGAAUUGACGAGCCGCAGCUACAAAACGCCCCUAACCAAAGAACAGUGCUUCCUGAUUCUGAGUGUGGUUCACUCAAAAGCCAAACAUUUCCCUGCCGAUCUGCAGAAGAAGCUUGUGGAGAAUCUGCCCACAGUCAGAGACUGGGUGAUGAACAACAGUGGCUCAAACCUGAAAAGCUGGGUGGAACCGUUUCUGAAGAAAAUCGCCUCGACACCCAACCAGGCAUAUCAAAAUUCGCUUUGUUAUAUUCUUAUGGCAAUUUUUGUGAACAACGAUACCACUUUAAACGAGUGGCUUCGGCUGUAUAGUAAAAACCUGCCGGCCAGCACCGUGUUAUUCGACUAUAUACCUGACAAUUACGACUCACUUCCUCCACCGCUUAAAGAGAACUUGAUCACUUUGUUGCACGACUGCGAGCGAAUUAAUCGGGAAUUGGCUUUGAAGAGCCGCAAAGACGAUGGACUCAAGGAGGCCAUUCGUGCUAUGAAGAGGGCUCAGGAGCGGAAGCAAACGCCUGUAAAGACAAGUGGAUUCGGCAGGAAAUUGCUGUCCAGCUUGCUGAUCGUUGCCUUGAUCGCCAUUCUAGCCGAGCCCUUCUACAGGCUGAGCAAGCCCCAGGACGAACUCUGUCUGUUCCAGAUCGGUCGCAAGUUGGCCGAUGGAGUCUUGUGGAUCGACUCCAGACUGGACCAGAUCAUUCCUAAGGUCUACUAUGGAAAGGCCAAAGAAGUGCUGAGUCCUUACGGCGCUCUGGCUUGCGAUACCCUAAAGGUUUCAAGCAACGUGCUGCAAAGCAGCAGGAAUGCGCUUGCCGACUUCGUUGAUACGAAAUAUCCUCUGCUGGUGGCUUCGAUUGAAAGUUACGCACCAGGACUGAUCGACAACACGCAAGUGAUUUUCACCGAUGCCUUUGCCAAAACCAUCAACUACUACCACAUUUCCAAAAACUACUUGCAAAACGAAGUCUUUGUUGGCCAAUUGUCGCCUGAAAACAUUCAACGCGUUGUGGUGGGGGCCUACAACACCACAUCGGAAAAGGCGAUCGAGUACUACCAUUGGGUGUACCAAAAAGUCCAAACGAGCAUCAAAUAACUGCAACCCGCGUCUUAGGCACUUAUUUUCCAAUUUCUCCCUUAUUCCAGUUAUAUUCCUAAUUUGGCGACAAACUCGUAAAAUAUAAUUUGUGAACGUGUAGGUAUAAUUCCAUUGUGUAUGUGUGCGCGAUUUUUUUUAUACAACCAGUUUUAUUGUCGAACAUUUUAAUUUAUUUAAGUUCGCAUAUUGUUAAGAGAAUAUGUUGUUGAAUAAACUUUUUUAUAAAA
Molecule: messenger RNA, 2283 nt
Organism: Dendroctonus ponderosae (mountain pine beetle)
Lineage: Eukaryota; Metazoa; Arthropoda; Insecta; Coleoptera; Curculionidae
Gene: Tmem214
Product: transmembrane protein 214-A
Exons: 10
Coding region: 113-2053 (646 amino acids)
Cellular component (GO): Golgi apparatus; endoplasmic reticulum
Source: RefSeq, a predicted model, not a curated record